AUGGAGUUACAGUUAAACUACAGGCGUAGUAAAGAACAAAAAAGUGCAAGAGCUACUCUGAUUGACAAGCUGAGAAAAGCCGGUAACUAUAACCAUAACAUAGAAGUUCUGAAAUCUGGACAAGGAGAGGUUGUACCAAAGAAAAGUUUAAGUAAGUCAAGAAGCAGUGAUGAUUAUUUGCGAUGUAGACAUUGCCUUGGAUUUUACCUAAAGCAUGAUCUAUAUCGGCAUGUCAGCAAGUGUACCUUCCGUGAGGAAAAACUUGUUAAAGGGACAAGACACCAAAGUAAUAGUGCUUUUCUUCUGCCAUCAACUGCUUCAGAAAAGGCUGGUUCAGAUUUUCAGAAGGAUGUCGUCGCCGACAUGAGUGUGGAUAACAUUUCACUGUGUGCAAGAAAUGACGAGUUAAUCAUUCUGUUUGGGGAAAAGCUUUACAAAAAACAUAAAGCUUUGCCCCACAUGCAUCAAUACAUCCGAACAAAAAUGAGGGAACUGUCUCGUUUUCUACUGAAGGCACGAGAGGAAGAUGAAGAUAUAGUUACAUUAUCAGAUUGCAUCCAAGCAAACAAGUUUGAGACCUGUGUCAAAGCUGUGAGAUCAUUAUGUGGAGUUAAAUGUGGCACAAAAGCGGAUAUCCCAUCUUUAGCUUUGAAAAUUGGAUUUUCAUUGAGCAAAUGUGCCAAUAUCAGAUUAUCAAAAGCUCUGGUAGAGGGUGAUUCUAAGGUACAGGAUAAUGUGGAAAGGUUUCAGAGACUGUAUUCUAUGGAUUGGAAUACUGAAGUUUCUUCCACAGCAUUAAAAAGUCUAGAAACAAAGAAGUGGAACAAGCCUUCAUUGCUUCCACUCACAAAUGAUGUAGUGAAGUUCCAAAAGUACUUGGACCAGCAAAUUGAUGCCAACAUAAAACUUCUGGAAUCAAAAAACGCCCAAGGUUGGAGGCCAUUGUGUGAAGCUAUUUUAGUUAGCAUCAUACUGUUCAACAGAAGAAGGAGUGGUGAAGUGGAGAGGUUGUCCUUGGAUGUUUUCAGUCUCAAAAGCAAAACUGACCUCAUGCCAGACGUGAAGGAAACCCAUAACAAUUUGGAAAAACAUCUUGUGGAGAAUUUGUCAAGAGUGGAAACUCGUGGAAAGCGGGGAAGAAAGGUGCCAAUUUUGUUCCCCAAAAAAACAGAGGAAGCACUGGAUCUUCUCAUACAAUACCGAUCAGCAGCUGGAAUAGAAAAGGGAAACCCAUAUGUGUUCGCUAACAACGCAAUAGGCUAUGUACGCGGAGCUGACUGCAUGAGAAGUACAGCAUCGGAAGCAAACUCAGUUCCUUGGACACGAUGUGAAGGUCCAUAG
Messenger RNA from Ylistrum balloti, 1341 nucleotides. RefSeq lists its product as uncharacterized. The coding region runs from base 1 to 1341 and encodes 446 amino acids. The record is from RefSeq and is a predicted model, not a curated record. NCBI's taxonomy places the organism in Eukaryota, Metazoa, Mollusca, Bivalvia, Pectinida, Pectinidae. The transcript has 3 exons.